This is a messenger RNA of Mauremys reevesii (Reeves's turtle), 2364 nucleotides long. RefSeq names its product scavenger receptor cysteine-rich type 1 protein M130-like. Gene Ontology annotation, cellular component: membrane. The record is from RefSeq and is a predicted model, not a curated record. The coding region runs from base 1 to 2364 and encodes 787 amino acids. NCBI's taxonomy places the organism in Eukaryota, Metazoa, Chordata, Testudines, Geoemydidae. The transcript has 12 exons.
AUGAUAAGAGAAUUCACAGAUCUGAGGCUGGUGAGCGACAGUGACUGUGCUGGGCGGCUGGAGGUUUUCUACAAUGGGACGUGGGGCAGUGUUUGCUCCAAUCAGAUGUCUGGAGACACCCCAAAAAUUGUCUGCAAACAGCUGAACUGUGGGGAUGGAGGACAGAUUGAAAGAGACUUUGAAUAUGGAGAAGGUUCUGGUCCCACAUGGCUGGACCAUGUUGCAUGCAGUGAUCAGCACAGCUCCCUCUGGCAGUGCCCGUCAGAGCCCUGGAAUCCAAACAACUGUGGUCAUAAGGAAGAUGCUGCUGUGAAUUGCUCAGGUGCUGAGGAGCUGAGGCUGGCGGAUGGAGGCAGCCCCUGUGCUGGGAGAGUGGAGGUUAAACACCAGGAUCAGUGGGGGACGGUGUGUGACAUUGGCUGGGACAUGAAAGAUGCUGGGGUUGUCUGUAAGCAGUUGGGAUGUGGAGCUGCUAUCAAUGCCCAUCGUAAUGCCCAUUUUGGAGCAGGAUCUGGAAAAAUUUGGCUGGUUAACGUUGCCUGUCGUGGUACUGAGUCUGCUCUCUUGGAUUGUGGGGACAGGAGACGGGAAGUGAAUUACUGCGAUCACAUAGAGGAUGCUGGAGUGACCUGUUCAGAUGGAAACAAUGUUGGCAUUUCUCAAGUCUUCUGGGAUCUUCUCAUGAUACCAAAUUUGAAGAACAAUGCUGCUCCCAACAGCAUAGCUCUGAGGAUCAUUGCAGCACACAAGCCCCUUCACCGCAACAAGGUGACGGUCCCUGAAGACAGGUUGCAGCAGUGGCAAGAUGUCUUUGCGCAGAUAGCUGAUGCAGCAGGCCUCAAUCACACUGCCCAAGAAGACCACAGACUUGGUUCAGUGGUGAAGGCGCUCGUCAGGUUUAUUGCUGACAAAGCACGGAUAUCGAACAUCAGUCAGACAUGCUCACACGCAAAUGAUGCUGGAGCCAUAUGCUCAGGGCACACAGGGCUCCGGCUGGUAAACGGCAGCACAACAUGCUCAGGGAGGGUGGAGAUCCAGGUUCUUGGUGCCUGGGGAACCCUCUGUGACUCACGCUGGGAUUUACCAGAUGCCAACGUUCUCUGUCGACAGCUCGACUGCGGAUUCGCUAUAUCAGCCCCAGGAGGAGGGUAUUUUGGGAGGGGAACUGUCUCUGUCCGGACUGACACAUUUCACUGUAAAGGAACUGAACCUCAUUUAGGGUAUUGCCCUGUUACUGCCCUGGGCGCCUCUCAGUGCUCCCACGACAAUGAUGCCAGUGUGGUUUGCUCAGGUCGUUCUGAGUCAAUCAGGCUGCUGAAUGGAGAGAGCCGGUGUGAUGGGAGAGUUGAGAUUUCCCUCCAUGGUGUGUGGGGCAGAGUGCUGGACGACCAGUGGGACAUGAAGGAUGCCAGUGUGGUGUGCAGGCAGCUACAGUGCGGAGUCGCUGAGAAAGCUUAUAACCCCCCUAAGUCUGAGCGAGGAACAGGCCCUGUGGGGCUCAGAAGGGUCCAGUGUGCAGGAAAUGAGACUCGUCUGACUCUCUGUGACAACUCCACAUCUGAGACAGCCCAGGCAGGAAUUGCUCAGGAUGUUGGUGUUGUCUGCUCAGGUGAGCUGGGAUCUAUCCCUGCAGGGAGCAGGCGGAUCAGACUGGUGAAUGGGGCAGGUCGCUGUGCCGGGAGAGUGGAGAUUUAUUACAACGGCAGCUGGGGGACAGUCUGUGAUGAUUUCUGGGACCUACUGGACUCCAGUGUUGUCUGCAAACAACUGGGAUGUGGACAUGCCAUCAAUGCAACUGUCUCUGCUCAUCAUGGGGAAGGAUCUGGGCAGAUCUGGCUGGAUAAUGUGAACUGCUCUGGGAAUGAAUCCAAUCUCUGGGCGUGUCCUUCCAGAGGCUGGGGCCAGCACAACUGCAGACACAAAGAGGACGCGGGAGUUCUCUGCUCAGAAUUCACAGAUCUGAGGCUCGUGAGCAACAGUGACUGUGCUGGGCGGCUGGAGGUUUUCUACAAUGGGACGUGGGGCAGUGUUUGCUCCAAUCAGAUGUCUGGAGACACCCCAACAAUUGUCUGCAAACAGCUGAACUGUGGGGAUGGAGGACAGAUUGAAAGAGACUUUGCAUAUGGAGCAGGUUCUGGUCCCACGUGGCUGGACCAUGUUGCAUGCAGUGAGCAGCACAGCUCCCUCUGGCAGUGCCCGUCAGAGCCCUGGGAUCCAAAGUCAUGUGAUAACCGAGCAGAAGAGACCCAUAUUUCUUGUGCUGGAAAAAAAGCAAAACCAACUCAGACCCUGUUUGCCGAAUGCCCGAACUCUCCAAGCUGCACAGGUAUCUCUGCUUCUCUGUGUCUCACCCUUGGUCCCUAA